Messenger RNA from Pungitius pungitius (ninespine stickleback), 6772 nucleotides. RefSeq names its product sprouty related EVH1 domain containing 1 (gene spred1). Lineage: Eukaryota; Metazoa; Chordata; Actinopteri; Perciformes; Gasterosteidae. The record is from RefSeq and is a predicted model, not a curated record. Gene Ontology annotation, molecular function: protein kinase binding. Gene Ontology annotation, biological process: negative regulation of MAPK cascade; multicellular organism development. The transcript has 6 exons. Bases 926 to 2296 code for a protein of 456 amino acids. Gene Ontology annotation, cellular component: membrane.
UUUUGGGAAGUGCAGGGACUACUUUAGGUCAACUUUUGAGAGAAACGCUCCUAAUUCACCGCACAGGGCUUCGGGGCACUCUGCAUAGCACUCCAUAAGUUAGUGUUUGGCGAAACGGAACAAACCGUGUGCUUCUUGGGCGUUUUUUAUUGCAAGAGUUGUAUGUUUUUACUACGUCGCGGAAGGAUCUAAUUUUCUCACGCGAGGGUCGACUCAUCCGCCCAGUUUUCCGAUGUUUCAUUCCCCCCCGAGUUGAAAAUGGAGUUCGAUUAAAGCAGAUGUCCACCAACUUCUCAAGGAAAUUUCAAGUCUACACGUAUUUACUCAACGCACCAGAAUCAAUAUUGAAAACAGUUGAACCAUUUUGUUGGGGCUUUGGAUGCCUUUACUGCAAAUGACUCGGACACGUUGACGGAGCAACGCUCCACGGCGCUUUUUCAAGUGUUGUCCUGGACCUGAAGUUGGCGAAUGGAUGCUCGACAGCCAGCCAUAAAUAACCUGCCAAACCUUACAGCCUGCCACCAUUUCUACAUUCUCUGAGGAUCUAUUCACCUUUUCGCAAAGCGGGGACCUGUUUUUUUUGUCUUCUUUUUUUUUUUUGGCUUGUUGAGGACGAUGAUGCCGAUGGCCCAUUUGUUGUGGUCGGAUUUUACUUCCAGGGAGGAUAAAAUGAAUCAACGGUUGUCAUUCCUGGCGAUUUAACGUUACUCCCCAGGCAGCGAAGCUAACGUUAAGCUAGCUCCUCCGCUUGGUGCUCCCGAGGACGCUUACUUAGGCAUGCCCCAUCGCACACCGUCUACUUACUAUCCGGACUAGCGGUAAUUUCUAUAUGUGAGGGGAAAAUGGUGAUAUUUGUGGUAUUUUAUCCCGCCGUCACUGCGCCGUCGAUGCUAUUGCUAGGAUUUGGAUCCCCGUGAGGAAAAAAAUGAGUGAAGAUUCAACAAAUCCAAACAACGAUGACAGUUAUGCGCGUGUGAGAGCAGUGGUCAUGACUCGGGAUGACUCCAGCGGUGGGUGGCUUCCCCUGGGGGGCGGAGGCCUAAGCUGUGUCACCGUCUAUAAGGUCAGCCGGACGGAGGACAGUGGCAGCAUCCACAGUGGAGGCAGCGGAGGAAGCGGCAGCAACCUCAGCCCCUGUAGCUCCAGUCCCGGCUCCAGCCCCAGCCCCAGUCCCAGCCCCACCGCCGUGGAGUUUCACAUCAAGGGCGAGAGGCUCAAAGACAAAUUGGUGGUCCUGGAGUGUGUCCUGCAGAAAGGUCUAGAAUACAACAGGGUCAAUCCCAUCUUCCACCACUGGAGGAUCAACGACAAGAAGUUUGGACUGACUUUCCAGAGCCCUGCUGACGGCCGUGCUUUUGACCGGGGCGUACGUCGCGCAAUCGAGGACAUCGAACAAGGUUGUCGGCCAUUUGGGGAAGGAGAUAUUCCGGAGGAGGGACUAACGGUGUGUGACGAGCCUCCCUCUCUGUGUACCCCGAUGAAAGAGCCCUUCUCCCAGCUGAACAACAUAGUCUCCACCGAGCCAUUCAGGGGCUGCUACGUCCGCGCACAACCCUUCGACGAGUUCACCUCCAGCAACCGACGCUACCUGCCUCCACAGGUCUUGAAGCCGAAUCGUCGUGUCACUUUCGACAUGGACGAGGAAGAGAUCGUUCGCAUCAACCCGCGCAAAGAUGUGCUCAUCCGCGGCUACGAGGACUACCGCCACCCUGUCAUGUGGAAACCGGAGGCCGACCGCGAGGACCUGGACUUCCCCAACGCCUUCCACAAACUGGACAGUAAGAAGUGCGAGUACCUCUUCCCCGACGGCCCCUGCGGGGACUCCCACUCCGUCCCUGGUAUGGGCAUCGGGAGCGGCAUGGGGCUGGGGCUGGGCAAGGACACAGCCAUCAAAACUCAGCCCUCGCCCCUGAUCAAGUCCAAGAAGGGCCGGCGGCGGCGAGAGGACGGCGAGCGCUCGCGCUGCAUCUACUGCCGGGAGAUGUUCAACCACGAGGACAACUGGCGGGGGCAGUGCCAAGACGCCCCCGACCCCAUCAAGCAGUGCAUCUACAAAGUCAGCUGCAUGCUGUGCGCCGAGAGCAUGCUGUACCACUGCAUGUCCGACUCCGAGGGCGACUUCUCGGACCCUUGCUCGUGCGACACGUCCGACGAGCAGUUCUGCCUGCGCUGGCUGGCCCUGGUGGCGCUGUCCUUCAUCGCGCCCUGCAUGUGCUGCUACCUGCCGCUGCGCGCCUGCCACCACUGUGGCGAGGCCUGCCGCUGCUGCGGGGGCAAGCACAAGGCCGCGGGGUGACCUGACGACGGACCAUGGGACACCCUCAAAGCUAGCUAACACACAGGAAGUGGAUAAAAGCGGAAUAUUAAAUGCCGGCAUCCUUUUUUCAUUCCCCUCUCAGACGGGGCGAUAUGUUGUUGAUCCCCAGCUCCGAGGGCUUUUGGAGGUUUCAGUUUGUGUUUGUCGCCGACAAGCAGCAGUGGAGGACAAACCAUAUGCUUUGUGGGGGAUCUGAGCAUCAAGCUACGUUCAGGAGCUUAAUCGGAGGAGAUGAAGGGGAGGCAGACUCAAGAUUAAUAGACUUGGAGAUGUUACUAAACACACCUGUAUACACACACCCACCCACACACACACACACACACACACACACCUCUCUCUCACAUUCACACUCAUGCAUUGACAAAGCCAGGCCACAAAUGUCAGAACUCUACUGCAAGAAAUGUGUGUAACUUUAUGAAGGAAAUUAGUCUUUUGUACAGAGAGCGACAUCUUAAUGACAAAAACAGAAUUCCAAACUAUUCUGCGAUGAGAGAAAAUACUGUUUGAGUAUGCUAAAAGGGAUAUGUUCUUGCUUCUUUUGUGAAUUUGACGUUGGGUAACAGUGGCCUUUCCUUUAUGGCAUAAGCAUUUGAUGACAAUGUAAUUACUAGACAGAGAAAAGUGCACUAGAAAUGGCGUUUUCCCCAACCCCAAGUUAAGGUAGCCCUCUAAAAUUCUUGUGGUACAUCAACCACCAUUUUAACAUUUUAGAAAUGUUCUGUGGUGAAUGAAUGGCCAAUUCCUUGAUUUCUUCUUCAUGGUAUGCUGAAAAAAAUCCAAAAGGUAAAAGCUUAUUUUUGGGAGGUUGAGCUUGGCAUAUCUUUUGAUAUUCAAUACCAAGUUAAAAUGAUUACCUUGCUUUUCCCAGAUGAUUUAGACCAUUUUAUUGCAUUCCAAAAUAAAGGGAUCAAUUCCAUGAUUAGAAGGGGAAAAUGGUAAUGACAUUACCAUGCAGAGUUCCCCAAAAAUAGUUUUUUUCCAGAUCAUACAAAUAGCAUUCGAACCUCUUGAACCAUUUAGAUUGAAACUGAUACAUGACUAUUUCAUUUACUCCGGUGAAUUUCACUUUUAGUCCAGUAUUUACUGCUGUAGUGAAAUUAGUGUUUUUUGUUUCUUAUGUUAUUUUCCUGCUCAUUUUAUAAUUAUUUGUGGAACAAAAGCUGAUAAGUUGCUCAACCAGCAAGUUUUGUUUCGGUGAGUAAAGGGGUUUCAGUGCUCCUGUGAUGAGGCACUUAAAUUAGGUCAUUCUUUUACUGAGAAUCCUUCAGAUUUUCAGAUGAGUCUGCACAUUAAUUAUUGUCAAAUAAUGUCAAAUUCAAUUUGGUAUUGGGAAAAUCCUCCUUAAAGCACUGCUCUCCAAGCUUUGGUUGCAGCACCCUCUCCAAAUCUCCAUGUAUCUGUUUUGUCCCCCUCUUCCACCCCCUCAUAUUCUGUGAAAAUUGAAUUGUCCCUCAAAAGUCAACUGCUUCCAUAAGUCUUUAUUUAACAGGCCCUGAAUGAAUGACUUUGUUUCAGGAAUGCUGAGCAUAUUAGCUAUUAAAGAGUGUGUGUGUAUGUGCGUGUGUGUGCGUGUGUGUGUGUGUGUGUGUGUGUGUGUGUGCAUAGGUCUUCAAAUGCACUAUGGUCCCAGCUCUGUGACUGAGGCUUUGACUUGUAACCUCCUGUUUCCCAAAAUAUCAAAUCAGGCUGGGAAUCUUCUUCUUUCUUUCCGAAGGUCCGAUUGGACGAUCCAUUACACCGUUGUAAAGCCGCAGCUAGCUGGUAGCUUAGCAUAACAACACAUGUAAAGUCAGCUAACUCAUUAACGGGUUACAUCUCCGUUGUUUGAUUUGUACAAAGACAACGUUUUUUUUUGGGUGGGGGGGGGUCUAUUAUUGUGGUUGGGUUAGGUGGUUCACUCACUGGAGUUCUGUUGUCACCGUGAGGUUGCAAUGCAGAAACGCGAGGAGGUUACUGUGCCUGGCAAAGAAACGGUCCCACUCACAACCUCGGUUUUACAUAUUCCCAAAUGUUGGUGCAGCAUUAAUGAGAGACCUUCAGCAGCUGGCGGGGAGGGUUUUGGGGACGGAUAGAUUGGAUUCUCUUUAGACGGAGCCAGGCUGGGUUCAUGUUUGCAGUCUUUAUGCUAAGCAGCUGCUGCUUCUAGUUCAAUAUUUAUCUGCUAGACAUGAGAUAAACUAACUCUCAACAAGAAACCAAAUAAGCAGAAUUCCCUGAAUGUCAAUCCACUCUAAUUGAUAUUUUGAGUAACAUGGACACAAGUUUUUUUUUCCCCUCCACUGAGAGAUGAACCACUUUCUCACUAAACCAUUUAGUCCGAACAACCACCUCCCAACAGUAACACCAGUUCAGUUUGGCCGUCCAGCUGCAAUAACUGAUGAAGUGACCCCAAACUACAGCAUUGGCAUGUUUUAAAUUAGUUCCCGUUGUGUUUACCCUUAACAGAUAUGCACCUCCUGUCAUUCCUGGUUAAAAACAUCUGGAUUGCAGGAGAAACGUUUAUUUUCCUAAUUCCACCCCGACCAACACUCCCUUUUCUUUCUAUGCAAACUUUCUAAAGUGGGAAACGCAUUGGCCUCUGUGCAGACUGGGUCAGAGGCGGGACAGGACACUUUAACGAUUCAUAGGUAAGACGACCAACACCUGGUACCAAACUCCAAACGACCUGUAAAUACGUAACAAUAUUUAAGUUCUGAUAAUAAUCCCAUCUUUUUUUUGUCUUUGAAAUUUUAAAGAUAGAGAUGUAUUUAUCGUUGCUGUCAGCAUAUACUGUAGCUUCAAUUGACAGCAUUAUGUACAUAGGUCACCUUUUAGUAUUAUUUCACAUUGAAAAGUAGAGGGCGUUUGUGAUGGAAACUACUAUUGAGCUUCUAAUAAGAGUUUCUCUCUAGUUUUGUACGGUAGAAGGAAGGAUAGUGCUAACACGGUACAGUAGUGGCAGUCCACUUGUUUCAAGAGUUGGAAAUAUGUAUGUAUGCAUACGUACACGCGUACGUACACACACACACACACGCGUGUAUCUAUGCAUACAAGUACGUAUAUACAUAUAUUAAUGUGUACAUAUAAAGCUGCUAGAUGCAAUCACUAAUUUUAUUGUGUUGACAGAGAAAAAUCAGCUAUGAACGACUGUUAAACCCUAAUCCUCCAACAGCAUAUAACCAUGACAGUGAGUUCUUAAUGUUUGAUUUCUCUCCGUGAUGAAGUGGACACGUGUGUGUGUGUGUGUGUGUGUGUGCGUGCGUGCGUGCGCGUGUGCUUGAGUGUUCGACUAUAUGUGUGUGUUCUUGUGUGCCCUGAGCGAGAAAGAGAGCGACUGUAAGUGUGUGUGUGUGUGUGUGUGUGUGUUGCCAGUGUGCUGACUGUGUGUGCGGGCUUGGUGUGUAACCAAAUGUUUGGGUGGUUGUCAUAGUCUCCCAUUGUAAUUGGAUUUGCCGUGCAUUUUUUUGCAAGCUGAACCAAGGUUUGAUGAACCUGAUUAAAACUUGCUGGCUGAGAAGCAAAAUGUAGGACGUGCAUUUAUACAAAGUGUAGAGAAUGCUGAAAUAACACUUCUCAUUCUGCAUUAACCAGCACAGUGCAACUUCCUGUCAUGUACUGUAUUAUAUAUGCAACAUGUGUCUGUCUGCUUUAAUAUAUAUAUUUUUUUGACCUGCAUUAUAUAAGACUUCAGUUUGAACCACUUUGCUGCUAGUCUUUUAUCCUCUUUCAAUCUUGGAAAUUGUGCAUAUCUUUGGGAAUGCAUACAAGUGUACAUUAUUGACAUUGUGUAGAUUAAAAAAGAAAAAAACGAUAUAAACAAGUUUUUCUUCAGUGUAUUGUUUUAAGAAGGUUACUUUUCACAGCAGUUGAGUGGUUAUGUUUCAAUUCUCCAAUGCUUUGGUGCACUGAUGAUACUAUAUGUAAUUUUUUUUUCAUCUUACAGCGCUUGAUGUAACAUUUAUGUGAUUAGUUCUAAAUAGUGGAAGACAUUUGUGUUUUGAAACUUGCAGUAUAAAUGGUACUACUCUUAACUAUUCUGUAAACACUGCCUGUUUUACUUUCUUUUUUUCCUUUCACUCUCAGUGUGCAUAUUUCUCUCCUGUGCAUCGAUUUUUUUUUUCCCCCCGAAGUUUCUUAGUGCCAUCGGCUUUCACAUCCUGACGACCUCAAAAAAGUGCCUCACGUCCAUCCUAGUAUCCAUUUUAUAAUUUAACAUCUCUCGUUCUGGUUCUAUUGGUUCCUACAUGUCUAGGUAUUUCUUCUCAUGGUUCGAGAAUACCGAGUAUAUAAUUUAUAGUCCCAAUAACUCAUGUCAUAGUUGUAUUUUCUUUAUACAGAUGUAGCUCGUUACUUUUCAUAAAUAUAUAAUGUAAAUAUGCAUACAUAUGUUUGUAACUGUUUUUAUGUUACAUCAUACACUUGUAAUUUGACAUAUCAAAUAACAUUAUCAUAAUAAAAUGGUGAGUUUUAAUCUUU